AUGGCCGGCGGCAACGUUGUUGAGAUCACUUCCAAGGAACAGUGGGUCUCUGAUGUCCUUAACGCUUCCGACCCCGUCCUCAUCGAGAAGCUCUCCAACGAGUACACCGGCAUCAAGUUCUUCAAGGUCGACGUCGACAAGCUCGGCGAGGUUGCUGCCGAGAACAGCAUCUCUGCCAUGCCCACCUUCCUCUUCUUCAAGGGUGGUGAGAAAAUCGAGACUGUCCGUGGCGCCAACCCUCCUGCCAUCCAGGCUGGUAUCCAGAAGCUGCUUUAG
Molecule: messenger RNA, 276 nt
Organism: Penicillium argentinense
Lineage: Eukaryota; Fungi; Ascomycota; Eurotiomycetes; Eurotiales; Aspergillaceae
Product: thioredoxin family protein
Exons: 3
Coding region: 1-276 (91 amino acids)
Source: RefSeq, a predicted model, not a curated record